Messenger RNA from Ostrea edulis (European flat oyster), 797 nucleotides. RefSeq lists its product as uncharacterized. The record is from RefSeq and is a predicted model, not a curated record. Gene Ontology annotation, biological process: biological process involved in interspecies interaction between organisms. The transcript has 4 exons. Gene Ontology annotation, molecular function: carbohydrate binding. NCBI's taxonomy places the organism in Eukaryota, Metazoa, Mollusca, Bivalvia, Ostreida, Ostreidae. Bases 76 to 780 code for a protein of 234 amino acids. Gene Ontology annotation, cellular component: external side of plasma membrane.
GCACAAACGCCAUAUUCGACAACGCGCGCGAAUGACCAAAGAACCACAAAAUACUGACCUUUUUUUUAAGCGGAAAUGCGAAAUCUGCUGAUUAUCUUCAUAUUACUUCAGGGUUUCCCAGUAACAAUUUACACUCGUCGAAUUGUAAUGUCGCGUUAUCGUUUAAACAGUUUAAGUAGUGAUGCUAAAGAGCUUCGUUUCGAGCCCAAUGUUUCUUCCACCCUACGAGACGUCUUUAGUUUAUCAGAAUGUGCUCUGAGAUCUCGCCUGUUGUCUAAGAGAGCAUUUUUCUAUAGCAUGGAAGCUAUGGAGUGUGAACUUAAUCCUCAGAGUCACGUGAUGUAUGGUGCGUCAGGAAGACUUGAUGAAUACAUCCUGGUGAUUAAUAAAGGACGUAAAUCACCGGAAAACGUGAAAGCCUGUUAUUAUAAAAUGGAGAAGAAACCAUACUCUAACUACCAAUCGGCCAAGGCUAUUUGUCGAAACAAGGGUGGUUAUUUGUUGGAGAUAAACACAAAAGAGGAAAACGAUUUUAUAAAGAAGCGAUUUACGGAAUCGAUAUGGCUGGGUGCUGUUGCUGGAAAGUCUGGCUUUACAUGGGAUAAUAGCGGGAAACCGGUGCAGUUGUCAGAGCUCGGUGAUAUAACAAUAGGUGAUACUCCAUCAAGGUCUAACAUGGACAAAAGCUGUCUUGCUGUCACAGAGAAUGGCUGGCGUGUUACCAAAUGUAGCUUCAAUCCUUUGUAUGUAGUCUGUGAAUAUCAAACAUGUAUUCAUUAAAGAACUACACACGUUAA